GUACGUUGUUGUAUAUCUAUUUAGAGCUGCAUAUUAUUUUAAAUAUUUUUGUCUCCAGCUAUCAAUUCAAAUAAUAAAUUUAAUUGUAUAACUGCUAAUUUUUAGAUGAAAAUCAGUUCAAACAUAACUGGCAACAUUAAUUUGGUUAGGUUAGGUUAUUUUUUAUCAAUCUUUAUUAAAAAUAGAGUAUAUUUUAUUGACAUAAAAAAAUGAAAUAAUAUCGUUUUAAUUGGCUGUGAAUUUGAUUCAGAACUUUCACAGUUUUUUUAUAUGUAGUAUAACUGGUAUGGAUCGAUUACGUAUUAUUAAGUUUAUUAUAGCAUUAAGUCACUUGUGUAUAUUAUCGCAAUUUGUAUAUUGUGAAGACAAACUCUAUUUAGAUGUUUCUUCUUACCAUCCGAACCAAAACGAAUACAAUGUGUUCAAACGAUAUUUUGACAUCAAGAAUAACACAAUCAUAUAUAUUAAUAAUAUACAAAAUGAUGUUGGUUUCUUUAUUAUUCAAAUUCAUACUUACAUCGAAAAUGUGACUUUAUCCAAUGAUUAUAAUUUGAAUUACGGUUCAUAUGUUACGGGAACAAAUAUUGGGUUGUAUUCACAAUCAAAAAAUAAUAGUGCCGUUUUUUAUUUAUUCAUAAAUAAUAAAAUCGGCGAUUCAUUACAGAGUUUAAUAGUUUUAAAUAUUUAUGAUGCGACAGAUCCUAAACCGGGAGGUUGUAACCUCUCUUUUGGGACCACAGUGGCCCCUUAUCAAUCAAUACAAUAUACUGAUAGUAUGAUUAAAGUCAAUAGUCAACCUCCGUCUUACAAUGGCAUCUCAUGUGUUAACAAUUCGAUUCAAACUAAUAUGUUUCAUAUGUUUUUGAAUGAUUAUGAUAAUUCUAUGGAAUCAUAUUUUAAUGGUCUUGAAAAAAUGUUAACUGUUGAUGGUAUUUUAAAAUAUGGAAGAAAAGUACCGGAUACUCUUAGCACAGGAAAGUUCUCGAGAUUAUACAGUUCCUAUAUUGGUACAGGAGAAAUAUUCGCAAUAAUUACAAAUUAUAAUAAUCGAUCCUCAGUUUAUGUGCCUGCUGUUUCGUAUGGCUGUGACAUAUCCAAAUGGAAAGAAAGUUGCCUUGGUCCAGUUUCUGUCCACUGGAAGUUUUUAUGUGCUGUUCAGUUAAUUUUUGGUGUUUUUAUUUGUUUUUUUGGCCAUCGGUUUUUCAAGAUAACUGUUUAUGUAGUCAGUUUCACUUUUGGUUUAUUAGUAACUUAUUUUAUUAUUUCAAUGGAAGAAUAUCUCUCAAUCACAGAAAAAACUAUUACAUCAUUUACUGUUGGAUUUAUUUACGGUAUAAUUUGGUUAUUGAUUUGGAAAAGAUACGGAUUGCCGUUUUUGACAAUCAAUUUAGCGUUAAUAAUGUCCGGUUUUUUAACAGCUUCAUUAUUUUUCUAUACAAUUCUAACUGACAUGAAUUUGUUCAUGACAACUUUUAAUUACUGGAUGGUGUUCUUAUUGAUAAUUAUUUUAUGUAUAAUUGUUUCUAUACCGAAUGCAACGUAUGCUCAUAUCGCAUCUUUGAGUUAUCUUAGUUCCUAUUCCUGUGUUAUGGCUCUCAGUUAUUACGUAGGUGGUAAUCUACCUUACAUUUUGAUCAAUACAUAUAGAAGGGUAGCCGUUCUCGAUUUCAAUCUAGCUGUAAUUGAUCCACCAAUGGAUACGAUAGAUAUCCUCCAUGUUUUAUUAUGGAUAGGGCUGUUACUUUUUGGAAUGUUUAUACAGAUACGUCAUCAAAGGGGUAAACCGCCAUUUCCACCAAAUAGGCGUUUUCUAGAUAUUAUUGAAAACCCUAGAGAAACUACCCCACUGAUUCAUGAUAUUUUUGCUCCAAGACAAUACACGAUGUAAAUAUUUUAUGGUAAUUGGAUGGCUAAUGGUCCCUAUAACGUUGUGAAAACUUCCAGAUUUUACCGAAUGUAAAUAUCUUUGUUUUAAGACUGAUCAAAUAAUAGAUAAAAUAAAAGUCUAAAAUAUUUUUGUUA
Diorhabda carinulata is the source of this 2022-nucleotide messenger RNA. RefSeq names its product transmembrane 7 superfamily member 3-like. Bases 287 to 1888 code for a protein of 533 amino acids. The transcript is spliced from 8 exons. The record is from RefSeq and is a predicted model, not a curated record. NCBI's taxonomy places the organism in Eukaryota, Metazoa, Arthropoda, Insecta, Coleoptera, Chrysomelidae.